Molecule: messenger RNA, 859 nt
Organism: Asparagus officinalis (garden asparagus)
Lineage: Eukaryota; Viridiplantae; Streptophyta; Magnoliopsida; Asparagales; Asparagaceae
Product: choline-phosphate cytidylyltransferase 2-like
Exons: 5
Coding region: 1-498 (165 amino acids)
Biological process (GO): CDP-choline pathway
Molecular function (GO): phosphatidylcholine binding; choline-phosphate cytidylyltransferase activity
Source: RefSeq, a predicted model, not a curated record
AUGCUUUGUAGAUAUGCGGAUGCUAGUGGAGCUGGCAAUGACGUCUAUGAAUUUGUUAAAGCCAUUGGUAAGUUCAAGGAAACAAAGCGCACUGAUUCAAUCUCUACGUCAGAUCUCAUAAUGAGGAUUCUCAAGGACUACAACAAGUAUGUUAUGCGCAACUUGGCUCGUGGAUAUUCAAGGAAGGACCUUGGUGUGAGCUACGUGAAGGAAAAGCAAUUAAGAGUGAACAUGGGAAUCACAAAAUUGCGCGAGAAAGUGAAGGAGCAUCAGGAAAAGUUGCAUACAGUAGCAAAGACAGCCGGAAUGAAUCCCAACGAAUGGUUGGAGAAGUGGGUGGAGAACGCGGAUCGCUGGGUUGCUGGCUUUCUUGAGAAGUUUGAGGAAAGUUGCCACAUUAUGGAAACUGCUAUUAAAGACCGAAUCCAGGAGAGUUUGAGGAAGCAAUCCAGCAAAGAACUAAACGCCAGCAUCCUUGAAGAACCAGUAGCAUCAUGAUAUUAUUGCAUAUAAACGUUACUUCUUGAGCGUAACCCUCCCGCUCCUUAACGACAACUCUGGCUGUGAUCAAUGCCCUCCCUCGUAAGAUUUGUCGAGGAUAUUGUAUUUUUGCAUUUUCCAUCUAGGAACUAUAGUUUGGCCUUGUCAAGGGAUCAGGAUAUUUGUGUUGGGGGCCUGUAGGCCGUAGCUAUUCGUGGAACUAGUUCUUGUAUAAUUUUUACAUCCGAUGGAGUUGAUACCGUAUGAAGUUUUGAAUAUGGAUCUGUUGGUGCGUUGCCUGAUCAGCCUAGCUGUUCUUCUUGUAGAUUCCUGGUACUUGAUCUAUAGUCUGGUUAUGGAGAUAUGAACAUUUGUCGCU